UUACGCUGGUUGUAAGAAAGCUAAGGAAUGCAAUAAGCUAAACUUUAGUGUGUAUGAAGUGUUUGUCUUUGUAGAAUAAGUCCACUUUUGCUUGAGAUUGAAUAAGAGAUCAUUUCUGAUGAAUUUUUAUUUUCCUGCAACCAACUCUUCGUGGUCUGAUCAUAUAUAGGAUUUAAUGUUAUGAUUAAGUAAGUGCAUGCUUGGUAAGCUGAUUGCCAUUAAACAUGGUGGCUCAGUUCUGUCUGCCCCUCCUGUUGUAUCAUCCCUGUUGCCAUCUGUGAUGUUUGGCAUUAAGGAAUUUGCUGAUGAAAAUCUGUGUGAUUUUCAAUGACUUCUAGGAUUCACUGAAUCACAGAAUUUGUAGGGGUUAGAAGAGACUUCCAGAUAUCAUGUCCAACCUCCUUGCUAAAGCAGGUUUCCUACAGCAGGUUGCACAGAUAGGUGUCCAAACAGAUCUUGAAUGUCUUCAGAGGAGACUCCACAGCCUCUCUGGGCAGCCAUCCACUUUCAGUGCUCUAUCACUCUGACAGUAAAGAAGUUCUUCCUUACGCUAGUAUGGAACUUCCUGCGUUCCACUUUGUGCAUUUUGCCCUUUGUUAUGUUAUUACAUGCCACUGAAAAGAUUCUGCCCUAAUCAACUUGACUCCUGCACUUCAGGUACUUAUGAACAGUUAUGAGAUCCUCUCUCAAGCCUUCUCUAUUCCAGACUGAACAGUCCCAGGUCUCUCAGCCUUUCCUCACACGGGAGGUGCUACAGGCCCUUAGUCAUCCUUGUUGCCUUCCACUGGACUCUUUCUAGAAGAUUUCUGUAUUUUUGAACUGAGGAGCCCAGAUUAGUUUUCUCACAGCUUAGAUUGUGAAUCAUCUCACAGUAGAAUCAAACAAAUGCUGCUUUGACACAGGGAAAUCAGUGCUAGUACUUGUGACAUCAAACUGUUUUAUUGCCUUUAAUGUAUCCUUCUUGCCUGCUCUCUGCUCAGAGAAGUUUAAUGCAUGAGAAAUAAGAUGAAGAAGUUGUGAACAGCUGCAGUCUUAAGUAACUUGGGAGGAAGUAGACGAUGGUAGAGUAGAACUAAAAGGUUUUAAUAGGUAGAUGUAGUCAUAAGUUAUCACAGAAGAUUUUCUUCUUCGUAGUCAAAUAUUGCAAGUCAUGUCAGUUUAGCUUGUGAAGAUCAGAAUAGAAAGCUAAAUGUAAUGCUUCAUGUACGGCCAAGUCAGUGUCAGUCAUGGUUCCUGCGCUCAAAGGCUACACGUUGCUGGAAUCAGUUCUGUCAAUUCUGACCCAACACUCAGCUGUUUGCCAGCCUGUUCUACGUUGUUGGGAAAUAUGAAGCAAACAUAAUUUGUGCUGGACUGCUGCAGUAUGUAACACUUAAAAACUUAAACUAAUAUCUUAAGUUAUUAAAGAAAGUAAGGUCUCAAGUAGUAUUACUAUUCAUCCAGUGGUUUUGGAGAAAAGGAAAUUUUACUGCCAUUAAUUCAGAAAGGGCUGCUGUGGGCAGAUAACCACAAAGACUUCAAUUUGUGGUAGGUAAAAGCAAGCCCAACCUGGCAGCAGUCUGACUGACUUUUUAUCAAAGCGGGUUUGCAGUAUCCAAAUGACCCCAGGGAAUCAGUGGCAGUCUAUCAAAUUAAAGGUAUUUGCUAAUUAUGUGGGUGUUUGUUCAAAAGCAACAAAGCCACCUGCAGAGGAGCUUGGAAGGUUUAAGACUCAUUAAUUUAAGGAUCACAAAGGUUUCUGUUGAAAGUGGAAGCAACAUAUUUGCAAAACAGUAUUCCAGUUUCAUUUCACUGGGUGGUUAAACAAAUCCAGGUCUAUGGAUGUGAGAUUGAAUGGAGUAAGCCUAUCAUCAUUGAUAACUUUUGCACUGCAGGAAAUUAUUCUUAUCUACCUUGCAAGUUAAUUAUAUGGUUCUUGAAAGGAAUUUAGACUAAAUCAAUGAAGUUGCUGCAUUUUAUUUUCACACUUUAUUGUCUUCCUUAAACGGCCUUCCAGCCUUCUGUCUUGAUACAGUCAUGUAGAAUUCAAAAUAGGAAUUAUGCAUAAGUCCUACCUCUUAAAUGUUAUGAAGAUAGUAUUUCAGAUACAUUUUAGGGCCCAUUCAGCUUCCUAAGUGAAGGAAGAUCUUGCUGUGUUAGUAAGGACAGAGUCUCAAAAAUGACUGCUCUACAUUGGCUUAUCCAUUCAACUGGAGAGGGACUGAGAUAAGCUGAAGUAUAGGGCAAGGAGAUCUUAAAGACAGGAGAAGUAAAAUGGAAUGGAAGAAUAAAGGGAAAAAUUGUAGGAAUGCCAGAGAAUACUGUAAAAUAAAAGGAAAUAAUGAGAAACAAGGAAGGUGAAAUGAGGAAAUAAUGAUUUACUCGAUUUAGUUCAGUUCAAAGAAAGUUAUUAGUUCUUACAGUGUAGUUCAUAAUUCUUUUAGUAGGAACUACUACUGGUUGAAUUAUUUUUUUUGGUAAUCUUUUUAAGCUGACAAUUUUAUGAAGUUUUAAUUUUUUGUUAUUAUAAACCUUUUACAGAUGUGGAGACAAUUUCUUUUUUCAAAAUUAACCCAUUAAAUAUUCCUUUAAUGAUCUGAAAGAUUGACUAUCAGGAAAGAUAAAGACAAAAUGCAAGCUGUAGAAGCAUCUGAACACAUUUCCUCAAAAUAAAUUUCUAAGAAUGAAAUAUUAAUAUAACAACAACAAGCCCUAAAGCAUUUCUAAAUAUUACAGCAGUUCUUUGUGGUCAUAGCUGCAAGCUGUUUGAGCUGUGUUGAAAGUCUUGCAUGAUAACAUUUUCCACUUCUCCUAGUGUAGAGUCUUGUAGGUUUUUUAUUAUGAGCUGCAUCUCUUACAACUGUUUCAAAAUGUAUGGCAUGAAAUUGUUCUAAUUUCCCAUAAUUUGAAUUUCCUUGUAAGAUUUUGUUAAUCUGUUCUCAGAAAUGUUUUUGUGUGUAUAUAUUCAUGUGUAUCUAUUAACAUUUUUGAAAUGACCUUGGGGGUCAAGAGAAACAUGGAAUGGGAAGAGAAUAAACUAGAUUUCAAUUUCCUGUUUUCCAAGAGCACACAGGAAAGUUUCUUAAUUAAAUAGUAACAUAAUAAAUGUAAGUUGAUGAUAUUUUUCAGGUCUUUGGAAGGUAGGAAAAUUCCUAAUAACCAGUUGACCAAAAUUACAUAUGAUUAUUUUCUACCAAAACUGUUGUGAGUUUUUAAGAUGAAAAUAGUGCAGGGAGAACACCUUCAUAAAUUUGAUCUAAUUCAGGCAAUUGAUAUAGAUGCCUGUAGUGCAUUUUGAAGCCGUGUAGAGUCAGAAUUGAUUCAUAGGUGCCAAAAUAAUCAUCUAAACUGAAUCUCUGGCAUGAAUUAUUACUUCACAAGAACUAUGAAUGAAUUAUUACUUCACAGGAAUUAUGUUUUUAGUACCUCAACUAUGGUAACUUUUUUGCUGACUUUUCAGGUACCAUGAUAGAAGGAGAACCUGAGUAGUAGGAGUCUAGAAUAUCUUUUAGACAUGUUCUAGAAAAUUUAGAAACAAGAUGAUAAAGUUUCACGUCUGUUAGUGUGAAGUCUUUGACUAUUUGUUAUUAUGCUUGUAGGAUGUCUUGUUUUGUAAUGCAUCAGGUGAACUAUGUAAGAAAUAGUUUUCAGCUCAGAUUAAUUAAUUAUUGAAUAUUUACAAAUAUAACGCAUGAAUGUGUUUCAUGGAAACAUGAAGAAGUGUACUGUAGAAAAUACAGUUCUUUGUCUUGUGUAUUUUGCCAGCUAUGUUUUACAGAGAGAUGAGUGCAUCCAUCACUUUCUCAGUUUGAAGCAGCUUUAGGAUGGAUUUUUAUCUGCAGUAACAGAGUGUGAUUCAGUAAGAAUCCGAAAUUGAAAUGGCUUCCUUGAAUUCUGUAUUCAUACAGGAAAACAGUGUCCUAGCAGUUGUUAAUGAUGAGGUGAUUAACUUCUUGAAGUUUUUGAAAAGAAGAGUAUAAUUUUUCAAACAGAACAAAGGCUGCACUUUCUAUUGACUUUUCCAGAAACAAAGAUUCCAAUUUUUCACCAAUAGCAAAAAGGUCAUAAUUCAUUUAAUAGAAACUGUUCAAGGGAUUUUUCUGAUAUAUUUUUUUAAAAAUUGCAAACAUCUUUUUCUGCAUUGUUCACCUUCAUUAACACAAGUUGCUGACUUCCUUCCUCAGCUACAGUUCUUCCUACACUCAGAGGUCAGAAAAGAGCAAGAUCAACAAGCCACACAUCUGGCUCUCUCUCUAUCCAACUGGAACAAAGAAACAAUUUUUUUAAAUGACUUUUUGAGUUAAUUGUAAACAAUUUGGUUUUGGAGUCUCUGACUUGCAGCAAAUGUUUGUUGUAGGCGGAUGUAGGGAAAAAGGACUAUGUCCUAAUGCAAUUCCUUUGUGACCAGUGGGGAAAAAAAAUCACUUAAAAAAAAAAAAAAAAAAAAAUCUAGCAUUGAAGUAUGCUCAGAAUUUUGAGUGCAUGUAUAGGACAUUUCUCAAGCUUAAAAGUCAUGCCUUGAAGUUACAAAGAGAGAUGAAAGCAGUUGCUUAUUUCAAUUUCCUUUACUCUUUUGUACAGUAGUACUGAUUUUUUUUCACACAGAAUCACAGAAUCACCCGGGUUGGAAGGGACCCCAAGGAUCAUGUAGUUACAACCCCCCUGCCUAGCAGGGCCACCAAACAUACACAUUCAGAUCAGGUUGCCCAGGACCCCGUCCAACCUGGCCUUAAACACGUCCAAGGACGGGGCAUCCACAACCUCCCUGGGCAGCCCAUUCCAGGGCCUAACCACUCUCCUAGUAAAGAACUUCCCCCUGACAUCUAACCUAAAUCUUCCCUCCUUCAACUUAAAACCAUUUCCCCUCGUCCUGCUGUUGUCAGCCCUUUUGAAGAGUUUACUCCCCUCCUGGGUGUAGGUUCCCUUCAGGUAUUGAUAGGCUGCAAUGAGGUCACCCCGCAGCCUUCUCUUCUCCAGGCUGAACAAGCCCAACUCCCUCAGCCUGUCCUGAUAGGGGAGGUGGCUCCAGCCCCCUGAUCAUCUUAGUCGCCCUCCUCUGGACCCUUUCCAAAAUCUCAAUGUCUUUCUUGUACUGAGGGCUCCACACCUGGACACAGUACUCCAGAUGGGGCCUCACAAGAGCCGAGUAGAGGGGGACGAUCACCUCCCUGUCCCUGCUGGCCACCCCUCUCCUGAUGGAGCCCAGGAUCCCAUUUGCCUUUCGAGCUGCCAGAGCGCACUGCUGGCUCAUAUUCAGUCUCUCGUCCAUCAGGACCCCCAGGUCCUUCUCUGCCGAGCUGCUCUCUUUUCAUUUUAUUUUCAGCAGUUGCAUGUGCAUGUACAAACUGACAGUGAUAAAAGAAUGGGGGCAAACAAUAGAACAAACCUAUUUUAAAUUGAGAGUUCUGAUCAAAUGCUUUUUUCUUGUAUUUAUAUUUCUAAAUGCUUUUACUCUAAUAAACUUCUGUUAAAAAAAACUAUACUUACUCUAAUUUAUCAUUAAGUAACAUCUUGAAACCCAACCCUUAAAUAAUUACUAAAACAUAACCAUUGGAAAGUAAGAAUGGUGUUUAUUAUUUUUCACAUACCUUUUAGCAUCAGUUAACAUCAACUUAUCUGGUCUAUAAGAUUUACUUUUCUUUUAAUAAACGUUUUAUCUAAAAGUGAAGUAAACACCAGAUGUGUCUCCUGAUGUUUUUAGGUUUUACAAUUGUAAAUAUUAAAUUACUGGUGUAUAUCAGUUCUGAAAUCCCAGCUACUUCUUAAAUACUUUAUUAUACCUUUAUGAAUCUAAUUUGUGCUUGUAUUACUCCAAUAUUUUUGUUCAUUUAAUAUGCCUUUCUUAUAUGAUAGCCUUAUUUCUAACCUGAUCAUUCUGCUAGAUAUUUGCAAAUGUCUAGGCGCAAAGAAUAAAUGGUUAAUGCUGAUUCACUAAUAGACUGGACUGUUUGGAAUUAUCCCUAAAUUUCUGACAAACAUAACUAAAAUCCUCCAAAGAAAAUGUUUUCUAUCAAUUUGUUUCUAGGAGGAAAAAUGAGCUUUAUUAUGGUUAUUUUUUUGUCAAAUUUACGUGUUUGAGUUGAUAAUGCCACUUAGUGGAUAAUGACCUUAACUACAGUCUGCAGAAACAAACCGAGUGUGAAACAAAGUGAAAGAUAUCUUUCUUUGUGUUGUAGUCUUUUUCCUGGCUAGAAUCUGCCGACUGUUGCAUGUUUUCAAAGAACCUUCCGUUCUCCCCAUUUUUUGAAGUCCAUGCUAAUCAAUUCAGGUUCUUAAUGAAACGUGUUAAAAAGUGAGAGUCAUUUAUUACAUAAUACUAAAGCUAGAAGAAAAAAUCUUUUUAUUUGUCAUUUCAUUUAAAAUAUUAAAUACUCUUGGUCCUCUUGUAUUCAUCCUUUAGUGACUGAAAAUGGUUGUAGGCUGAUUAUAUUGGUGUUUUGAGGAAUUUUUCGUUUUUAGCAUUUGUGGUUGGAGGAUUGGAUGGCUGGACAAGCCAUGGCCUUGAAGAAGCAUUUUUUAUGUAACGUCUCAUGUUUUUCUGAAGUUUUUAAUUGCACUGCUUUCAUUAGUCAGUAAGUUGAAUUAAGUACAGUAAUGUACAGUAAUUAAGUACAGUAAAAUACUGAUCGAAUCAAAGGAGAAAGAAGAAAACAACAUUAAAUUUCCUGUCAUGUUCCACUGCUUUAUUAUAGAUUGACUUAAAUUUUCACUGACUUAAAUAACAACAUUUGUGUAUCAUGAAAUUGGGAAUAAUUGAGGGUUUUUCUGCCUCACCCCAUCCUCCAAAGAGCUCACAGUAAGGAGGUAGCACAAACCUCAGUUUUAUGUCUCUGAGAUGAAUGCAAUCACAGCCUUUCUCCUGUGGCCGGAGCAGAAAGAGCAUAGCCAGCAGAUGAAGGGAGGCGGCCCUCCCUAUCUCCUCUGUCCUGGUGAGGCCACCUCUGGAGUACUGUGUCCAGUUCUGGGCUCCUCAGUUCAAGAAAGACAGGGAACUUCUAGAGAGAGUCCACAGAGGUGAUAAAGGGCCUGAAGUAUCUCCCAAAUGAGGAAAGGCUGGGAGUCCUGACCGGGGAUCUUAUCAGUGCUUAUUUGAAUAUCAAAGGGCGAUUGGCAAGUGGAUGGGGCCAGCUCUUCUCAGCAGUGCGCAGUGACACAAGAGACAGUGUUCACAAACUGAACGUAGAAAGUCCUGUAAGAACAUGAGAAAAAACUUUGCUGUGAGGAUGACGAAGGCUCUGGAACAAGUGAACCAGAGAGGCUGUGGGUGCUUUUCCUCUGCGGAAAUUUGGAACUUGCCUAGGCAUUUUCCUGUGAGACUUGCUGUAGGGUACCUUCUUUAGCAGGGGGUUGGACUUGAUCAUCUUCAGAGGUCCCUUCCAACCCCUACGAUUCAGUGGUUCUACAAUUUCUUUGUAUCACUUCUGUUUAGGUGUGAAUGGAAAGUUAAUUACAAUUGAAAAUUAAGCGAGGUUCUUGGGUCCUUACUGAGUAAAACUUAUAAAAUUUUGCUCUAAACCUAAUUAUGGUGUUUUUUUCCAUAGUUCUAAAAGGCACAAAUUGCCUAUCAAACAUCACAACUCAAAAAAGGCAGUUAAAAAAAAAAAAAAAGUUGGAUAGAACUAACUUCCUACAUUUUGAUUACAGAUAAUUGGCUUUUUAAAGCUAGUGUCUCUCAUCCUGUGCAUCUAAUUUUGAGUCAGAAACUACAAAAGGAAAACCAGAUUUCUUCUUUUUCAACUUAUAGUCUGCCUCUAAGCUUCAAAACAAGCAGUACUAAUAGAAACUUGAAUAAUUGUAGACAGACUUUCUGUUCAUAUGUAGAGUACACAGGUACUGUCAAAGACUCGAUGUAGCAUGUUACAUGCAAGUUGAGAUGUCUCAUUCAUAGCUCUCACUGCAUUGAAUGCUUCAGGAAAAAUGGUGGUUUUCAUACUUUUAAAUGUAAAUUUACAGUUGGUUUUAAACUAUGUUACGAGUUAAAGAAAUAGGGAAUGGGAAACCAAUGUAAUGGGUUUUGAUCUUGAUAUUCAUUCUGCAAUUUGAUUAGUUUGGCUUUAGUUAGAAAAUGAAGUAAAGGUAGAGGCUAAGUUCAUCCACUGUUACUGUAGUUCUGGUCCCUAUAAAAAUUCAGUUCUGUGUGUGCAUCUUCUGAAGAAGUAAGCUAGCACUGGUAGUUCAGUGCAAAUAUAAAUUAGUAAUUACAUCUAGACAAGCAGUGGCAUCUUAAGCAUGAAGAUCAUAAGCAUUUCAGAUAAAAUGUGACUAGUUUUUAUUUAGAGCGUAUGUUUUCAUGCGCUUUGUGUAAAACUUCUUCUUUCAUAGUGCAGUGCUGUACAGUGUUGUGUAGAUUAAAAACACUCAGGUGUGUCUCCGGUUGAGAUUUCCAUUCAGACAGUAGAGGGCACCACAUCACCAACAAAAGCUUCCUGGGUUUGUGUUAUCUUUAUUCGAGUGAAGCCAUGUUGAAUGAGCAAACGUCUGUAGUCUGGUCUGUGAGUUUUAAAUGUCUCCUUCACAGGAAAUCCACUGAGUAGCAUUGUAGGGUUGUCAAAACAACUGUACAAUGUUCACUUUUGUCCAUAUGUCUAACUUUGCUCACAUCACUGAACAAUGCUGUUUUCUUUGUAUAAUAUGCCUCUAUAGGCAUGUGCAUCUUGUAAUGUGAAGGGAAUAAGCUGUUGUAAAUGAGUUUGUGAUUAAUCAUCAUGAAAAUUUGUCAGCUAAGUAAAAAUAGAUUUUAUAGGGAAGUAGAAUGAAGUCACUGUGCAUCGAUUUUUAUUGUCUUAACAAAAAGAUAUCCCACAAAUCUCAUUGCUAAAUUAAGAGUAGCUUCUUGUAGUUAUUUAAAUUAAUUAUGGUGAAGCCUCUCAGGGUCAGUCAGUAUGUUGUUUCAAUUUUCAUUUCCACUAUCUAAUGGAAUUUUUAAUUAAAAGGAUGGAGUUUUAAUUCAGUGCCAUUCACAGUACUCUUCCCUUAUUUGUCAUUGUAUGGAAUUUGCAGAUUUGUUAAAAUACAAAAAAAAAGUUGCAGCACAAAAAUGUUUUUGGCAUUCUUUGCAUAUAAAAGUAGGAAAUGGAUUUCCUAGAGGAUGUGCUCCUUAAAGUAUUAGGCACGAUACAAGUGCUUAAUAAUACAAGAUUUAUAUUUCCAUAAUUAAGAGGGCUAAUAUACUUGCCUAGUAACUGAAUAUAAUUUUUAAGGCAGGAUAUUUUGUGGAAAUGCCAUGGUCUUGAGAUUUCCCUGUAAGUUUUAAUGAAUUGGGAGUCUAAUGGGGAAGAAUGAAAGUUAAUAAAAUAAUAUCAGAAGGAAUAAAAAAAAAAUGGCACGAAGCUAAUUAAGCUAAAGGGAAGAGUUGCUGGAAUUCAUGCAUUUCUAUAGCUUCUGCCUAAUUACAGAUUACACUGUGGCUUUGGAGAAGACACAUUCUGCAAUAUAUUCAAUAUAAUCCCCAUUCCCUAACCCUGACUAUAAAAUCAAUCCUUGAAAAAUGUCAAAUUUAGUACUUUUCUAAUCUGCUUUAUGUUUAAUUUAUUGUCCAGUAUAACGAUGAAGUAAUUUUUCUCAGUCUCUCUGAUUACCAGACCAACUGCAUGUGUAGGUUUUUAUUUCAGACACUUGCACUGGAUUUUCUAUGAGCAUUCUAUGAGCAUGUGAAAUACUCUGGCAUAGUUAGAAGGCUGAAAAAUUGGAAGACAUUAAAAGGUAGAAAGAGCAACAAUAAUAGCUUUUUUUCUGUGUUUCUAGUUUUUCAUAUGUGUUCACAUUUUGGUAAUAAUUUUUGUGAGAGAAGACAAGAAGAAAAUUCUGAGAAGAGUGGCUGUGACUUCUCUUAGAGUAUUUGUGAAACAAGUUCAAUUCCUCCUGAAAAAAGAUGAAAUGGUUUCGUUUUGAAGGAUGUAACUCUUAACACUAGCUAAACCUGUUCUGCUUCUAUUAAAGGCAUCUCAUUUCCAUGCAUCAAUUUGGUAACCAUUCCUGCUUUGCUUACCUGAUAUCAUCAACUGAUGGAGUAUGGGGAGAUUGAUCCCCUUUCUGGUGUUUUAAGCAUCUGUGGAAGUGAUUCAUUGGAUUACAGUUACUGUACUUUGCACAUUCAGUACAACACUACUGAAAAUUACAACAGUAUUUUUUUCAUUUCAAACAUAAUUUUUAUUCUAAUUAUUUCAUUGGUUUCCAUUCUUUUUAUUGGUCUAUGAGUCAGAAUCUAGAUAUUUUGGUUUUCUGGUUUUCAUUCUUUCAUGAAGGCUUUUUGACAUGAUACACUUUGAAAAUACAUAGGUGUUCUCUUCAAAGUGUAUUCAGAUGUGAGGGUUGGCAUGUUGAAAAAUUCCAUUAAAAAGCAGCAAGUUCAUCUGAGGUAACCCUUUUUUUUUCACUUUCUGAUUUUAGUGAAACCACAAGCCAAGCUCUUAAUUCUUGGGGCUAUAAAUACUCGUAUUCUUGGCCAUCUCUUCUAACAUUUUGUGAUUAUUUAAAAAUCCAUUUGUCGUUACAAACCAUUUGUUAUCUUCUUCUAACUUGCCUCACCUUUCUUAUAGUUGUUAAUUGUGUCCUGCAAGCUACCUAUUAGUUGACAGUAAAAGCUCUUGGCUUGAAGCAUUAUUUAUCUAGGAACUAUUAUAAAUUAAUUGUUCAAAGCAGAAGCUAUUCUUUUAUCUUGGGUUGCUUUUACUUUGAGCAACAUUUUUCUUUUAUUCUACUUUCCAUUUUUUUGCAUCAGUUUUGGGGGAUAGAAUUUAGUUGGAUUUUUUCUGUGUAUAUCCAUCACCUGAAUAAGGAAAUGAGACACUGUUAUUUCUUUGCUUAUUUGUACUACAGUCACUCUGUAUGCUUUCGCUCUAUGGAUGACUCCAAGGACUCCGUAUUUCCAUUUUCUAGGAGUUAGUCUUCCACAAGUGCUUUAGAAGAGAAAAUGUUUUUAAUAUGUUUAUUGCAAAGGAUAAGAAGCAAAAGCAAAAAUGUUAGUAAUAGAGUUGACAAAUGCUAGAAAUGAUUCUUUUAAAUCUUCCUUACUUUCCCAAACAAAAAAAAAUGAGUGAUAAGAGUUUUCUUCAGAAAACAAAGUAUGUUAUCAUUGCUAAGAAACUUUGAUGUUUAGUCAGGAUUUUUUUUCCAUUAUCAUUUCAUUCUGUAAGUCAGUAAACUAUUUUCUAAGUUGUGCGAUUCUGCAUUGUUGUAAUGGAGCAGUGCAGGAAAUUACAUAGGUGAGCAUCACGACAACUUGAAAUUGGGUGUUUUGAUCUAAGAGAUCUUGGGUUCAGAUGGUGCUAUAUUUUGUUUUGGUUUUUAUAUCACAGUUAAUUAUUCAUGCAGUAAGGUCAGUUACACUGCUUUAAUGAUAGUAAUAAGCUUAGUACACUGCAGUUCCCUCAGACUGUGGAUGCAUGCAUACAUCAGUGCAGCUAUUCCAUUGGAAGUCAUCAUUCCUAAUUACUGAUUGCUGCUCCUGAGCUUGGGAGUCUCUAUUUCUCCUGAAACUCCCAGUGGAGCUUCUCAUGAGAACCCUCCCAGCCCCAUUUAGUUAGGAUGGUCUAAAUGAAUUUCAGCAGUAGGUAUUUGCUGAUCCAACUCAUUUUCACAAAAGCCUUUUAGACUAUGUUUAUGUACAUGGGCAGAUUUAGGAAAUUAUAUAUGGUGGAGGAGCACUGAUCAACAGUAAAGGGUUGAGCUGAUCCAUGUGCCUUUUUUCCCUAGAACACUAUUUAAAAACUUUGUAUGUCUGCGUGUGGCCAUUGUGAUACUGCUGUUUUUGAGUUUGUGCUGAUGUGAAUUCAUCCUGUCAAGUCAGAUGAAAUAACUUUAUUAAAAUUUACUUCUUCUUAGCAAUGUGUAUAAUAUUGUAGCUAUCAAUUAAAAAUGGUGCAGAGCUUCACAAUUUAAAAUUAGGCAGUGACUUAAAACAGUAAAUCCACAAAUAUUUUGAAGAUCUUAAAAAAAUAGUUUAGCGUUUGACAUACAAAACUGAGUUGAUGACACCCUGUGUGAAAGUUGAUGACAUUUUCAACACAGGAUUUCAGUAUAUCUGAGAGUGUAGAUAGUACCAUGUCAGAUUUGAAGGAUUGAUUGGUGGGGAGCUAUGUCAGUGUUUUAUUUUCCACAACUCAAAAAUAAAUUGAUUGAUUUACUGUAAGAGAAGGAAUUUAUAGCAAUACUUCUAAAAUGUCUGAACUAAAUUACCGAAAUUUUGGGAGCAAAGUGAUGCAACAGAAAACCAUCCUAUGGUAUUUUAGUUUUGAAGCUCAGCACUUUAAAAAAUGCGAGUGAAUAAUGAUGUGUGAAACACAAAAUUCUAAAUGUACGCUCUUGUUCACAAAUUUCUUACAUUUUACUUGCAUCUGUGUGCAACUAAUUAAAUAUUGAGCAUUGAAUAAGGACUAACGAGCUUUCAGCUGUCAGCAGUACUUCGGAAAAGUAUUUUCAGUGUUCAUAGUUCAUAUAUUUAUAUUAGGGUAAGCUUUGAUCAUUUGCAAAGGUAGAAAAUUGAAAAUGCAAACAUUGUUGUGUCUGCAUAUCAUCAUUUUAAAGCAUACUGAUAAAAGGUUAUGCUCAGAGGGAUUUGGACACUAAAGAGAAGCUGUUAUCAUUUAGGAGUAUCAUGACAGCAGUGUUUUUAUGCAUGCAUUGAGUCUUAUUUCAUCAUUUGAACUGAUUUUGCAGUAAGUAAAAGAAAAUGCUUUCUAGUUUAAUGAAAUGAAAUUUUGAAGUCUCUAGAUUAAGCCUUUCUAAUUUGCUACUGUGCAUUAGUUUUAUGUUUACAUUUUUGUCACAACUGUAGUUUAUAAACUGACUCACUGAGAAUUUAUGCCGCUGAUUGCUUUGAAAUCUCAUUAGAAGUUAUGGAAGUGUUUUGCAGUUCCUGAGGUUUGAAAAGCAUUAUGUUAUUUCCAGGGAAAGACAGUUUGAAAGAUCUAAGCUGUGGAAGCAGAAAGCUAUGAAGAAUAAAAUAAUGCAUCUUGGGAUAGAGGAAUAUGCUUAUUAAUGUUUCUAUUAAGAUGAAGAUUAGUCUUCUGAUACAGAGUUAAAAACAUAAUAUUGAAUGAUGUUCAAUAUGUUCAAAUGUUACUUGGAACUAGACUUGCUUUUGGUUUUGCUUUUAGAAAGCCAAAUAAGGAACUAUUUUGAAUCAUUAAAAAAAUGAAGCUUAUUUAUUAAAUGUUUGAGCCACGACUUCUAGAUGUUGGUCUUCAGUAUCACUUAUUUUUCGUUUUUUUUGUGUAUAUUGAAAAUGGUAAUGUCAAGCCACUGCCUUUAAGAUAAUUGGAAAUUGUAGUUUAACCCUGAAAAUUGAUGUAAAUUUUGUGUCUGGGUUCUUGUUUAGUACUUUCAAAAUCUGGAUUCGUUUUCUGUAUGAGGAUUGUAGGAAAGGAUAAGAAAAUGAAAAGCUGAAAAAUGUAGUAGAAGUUCAGGAAAAAUAUGUUAGAAAUCUCCACAGCUAUGAUGUGAUAUGGUUCUUUAAGAAGGAACUGAAACCAAAAACUGGGCACAUGACCUAAAGCUAUUCAAUGCAAAUAAGAGUGCUUAGCCUCAGUUUUUGGCAAAGGGAACAGUUUUCUUGGUGUUCGAAACAUGCUGUCAGCUAAACCAGUCUCCGGAUGCAGAGCUAACUUUGACAGCAGAAGAAAUGAUUGGAUUAUCUCUGAAGACUGAAGGCAAUGAGGUUUGCUGGGAUGGGUAAUCUUCUUAAGGUCCUUACCAGGGAAAUUGAAAACUAUCCACAUUUUUUCCUGGAUUUUGAAAAUGCCCAGCCCACAGAUGGAGAAAGAGAAGUAUGGAAUCAGAUCAGUGCAGUUUUACAGGACUCAGAAAGUAUGCUUGCAGAUCUUCAGGCUUACAAAGGAGCUGGACAAGAAAUUAGAGAUGCAAUACAAAACCCCAAUGAUAUCCAGUUGCAAGAGAAAGCAUGGAAUUCAGUGUGUCCUCUGGUCGUGAGGCUGAAGCGCUUUUAUGAAUUUUCACUGCGAUUAGAAAAGGCCUUGCAGAGCUUACUGGAAUCUUUGACAUGCCCACCUUAUACUCCAACUCAACACCUGGAACGGGAACAGGCUCUGGCUAAAGAGUUUGCAGAAAUCUUACAUUUUACUCUUCGUUUUGAUGAACUUAAGAUGAGAAACCCAGCAAUUCAAAAUGACUUCAGUUAUUAUAGGCGCACAAUAAGUCGCAACAGGAUUAACAACAUGCAUCUAGACAUCGAGAAUGAAGUCAACAAUGAAAUGGCCAAUAGGAUGUCCCUGUUUUAUGCAGAAGCAACACCGAUGCUGAAGACACUCAGUAAUGCAACUACACAUUUUGUAUCAGAAAACAAAACAUUGCCAAUUGAAAAUACAACAGACUGCUUAAGUACUAUGGCUAGUGUAUGUAAAGUCAUGUUGGAAACACCGGAGUACAGGAGUAGAUUCACCAGCGAAGAGACUCUUAUGUUCUGCAUGAGGGUAAUGGUGGGAGUUAUCAUACUGUAUGAUCAUGUUCAUCCUGUGGGAGCUUUCUCAAAGACAUCAAAGAUUGAUCUAGUGCAAUUCAUGUAUUAUUGUUCAGUAGUGGCAUGCUUCUGUUCCCAGAUGAAGGGAUGCAUAAAAGUUUUAAAGGAACAACCACCUGACACUGUGGAAGGACUUCUGAAUGCUCUCAGGUUCACUACAAAACACCUGAAUGAUGAAUCUACUUCCAAACAAAUCCGAGCUAUGCUGCAGUAGUGUCCUGAGACAACUUAGAUGUUUGUAUUGACCACAGAAGAUGUGUAUGUUUACAUAAUUUAAUACAGUUUGAUGUUAAUACUUGUGUGUAUUUACAUAACCAUUUUCUUCACAUUGCUAAAAUAUAUGAACCUGUAGUCAUUACCCAACUGAUUAUAUAUAAUGCAGCCUAAGUUUAUAUGCUAGCCUUUAUCUUUUGACCUUUAAAAUACUUUUUUACUUAGAUACUUUAGCUGAAACAGUUUAUCUGUGCAUUUUAAUUCUUAAAUGCCUUCUCUGGAAGAUAAAAAGGAAAUCAGAUAAACUGAAAUGUCAACGUUGCCAUAGGAGAUGAACUUCAAAGGAGGAGAAAGUUAAUAAAAGAGAAAGUAAAAUUGUAGGUAUAGGAGAAUACCUGAAUGUUCAUCAGCUUCAUUAAAUAUGUUGUUUUUCCUGUAACUAGUGGAGAUCUAUCUAAUUUUAAGGGUUAUGUGCUGGCCAACAUCCAAAAAUGUAUUGUAAAGAGGUCAUUUUGCUUCUCUUAAUAUGUUUAGCCUGUUCUUUUCCAUCACUGGGAAAAUUAAUACGUUUUCAGAUAUUAUAUAAAUAAAUAUAAAGUGUAUUUCAAGACCAUUGCUAGAUUCUGAAAACUCUGAUUAAUUUUAUUAGAUUUAGAAAGGUAAGGGAAAAUGCUGAUGUCUUUAAAAGAGAAGGUUUUGCUGUGUAAACACAUAAUGGCAAACAUCUGUUAGAGACAGCUCUUCUAUUAUUUUUGCUAAUACAAGGUUGAAUAAAGGAGAACACUCUUUUGUAGAGUAGACUUGCCUAGUCUCAAAUUGGUCUAAUUAGACUAGGGAUGAUACAAAGAAUUUUCAAGACCUGAGCUGUUCCUAAGCACUCGGUCAAUUUCCUUGAUGGUAAUAUUCAUCAGCUGAUUCAGAAUCAGCACGGAUAUGUUUCAGCUCACUGCUUUUCACUAUUUUUCUAGGUGUGAUUGAUGCUUCAAGGAGUUGAUUUCCUUACUCAGUUGUUCUUACUUUCUAGCAAUUCUCUCCAGUAAAUGGAAUAGAAAUAUUUUGCCAAAAGCAGCAAAGUGCUUGUGCUCUAUUAAAUGUCUUCUCUGAGUGAUCUGCAAUUGCUGUACAUAUUCUUGCAGAGGUCACAUUCUGAAAAUAUGUUCAAUUGUGUACUUUGCAUAUGUGCAUGAAAACUCCAGUGCUUGUGCACAGGUUCAGAUUUGUUUAUUCUUCUGUACGUAAUCAGAGGUUGUGUGCUGUCACUGGAAUUUUUAUGCUUUUCACUUCUGGAAAAUAUUAACCAUAAGAGUUUGAAGAUGCAUUUGGUCUGCUAAAACUCAGCUGCACUGUUACAAAUUUAGCCAAUCAACUCUGUCCUUAAAAAGUAUUAACUUUCAUAAGUUCUUUAGAAUUGCGUUAGAGUUUAUUUGUGAGCAGAAUUAUAUGAGGCUUCUCAGAUGUCAUGAGAACCCACAGAUGUUAGCAUUAUACACAUAACAAUGCAGGAGAGCACUGCAACUGUAGAGGUCGUUUCAUGGAUCUGCAAUUUUAGCAGAUCACUGUUAUCAUCGGGAACAGAAUUAGAAAUUGCUAAUUGUUUUUCAGAAGCAGUGCUCACACUACUAUUUUAUAGUAGUAAAGUCACUGUUUACAAACUCCAUUUUUAAUGGGGAGGCAUUUACAAAUAUAUAUUAGGGGAAAUUCUGUUUUGUUCUUGUCACUUUCAGUUAGUUAAAUCAACAUGAAUUACACAUCAUUCUAUUGACUUUUGGUAUCUAAUUUUAAUACAUGCUUACCUGCAAUCACUUGUCAAGCAAUGAAAUCUUUAUGUUGCCCAGAGGAAUGAUAUUCAUCACUUAUGUAAUAAAAAUGUAAACUUUAAAGCAUUCUGCAAGUUGUUAUGUGCUGUUUGCUGAAAAAACUGAAUUUCUUUGCCUGCUGUGAUGUUUUUGUACAGAAGUUUGUUGGAAAUAAUAAAAAGUUUGGUACAGUAA
Molecule: messenger RNA, 16659 nt
Organism: Lagopus muta (rock ptarmigan)
Lineage: Eukaryota; Metazoa; Chordata; Aves; Galliformes; Phasianidae
Gene: CYRIA
Product: CYFIP related Rac1 interactor A
Exons: 11
Coding region: 13632-14669 (345 amino acids)
Biological process (GO): regulation of actin filament polymerization
Molecular function (GO): small GTPase binding
Source: RefSeq, a predicted model, not a curated record